Molecule: messenger RNA, 807 nt
Organism: Penicillium concentricum
Lineage: Eukaryota; Fungi; Ascomycota; Eurotiomycetes; Eurotiales; Aspergillaceae
Product: YoaK family protein
Exons: 2
Coding region: 1-807 (268 amino acids)
Source: RefSeq, a predicted model, not a curated record
AUGGAGAAAACAGAACAGCCCCCGACACCCGAUCUCGAAGCCCCAAAUGUUCCCGCCAAACAGUCCAGCGUCGUCCAACGAUGGAAACAAAACCUGACCCCCACACACGCAGACUUCGUCUGUCUGAUGCUCACCUUCCUCACUGGUCUAUGCGAUAGCAGCGCCUACAAUGCGUGGUCCUGCUUCCUCGGAAUGCAAACGGGAAACACCAUCUUCCUCGGUCUCGGCGCCUCCAAUCAACCAAACAGCAAACCAUGGGGCUGGCUCAAGUCCUUCGUCUCGAUCGCAUCGUUCUUCUUCGGCGCGAUGAUCUUCUCGAUCGCGAUGCGCAGCGUCGGCGCCCUUCGUCGCGGAACCCUCUUCACCUCAUUCUUGGUGCAAACAAUUAUGAUCGUCAUCGCUGUCGCGUUAAUCGAAGCCGAUCUCAUCCCCCACACCUCCUCUGACGCCGCCCUGGAUGGUGGGGCCCUCUUCCUCGAGUUGAUCCCGAUCGGCCUGCUCGCUUUCCAGUCCGCUGGUGGAAUGACAUGCAGUCGUGCGCUGGGAUACAACGAGAUCCCGACUGUGGUCUUGACGAGUGUUUACUUUGAUAUUGCGUCGGAUCCGAAGCUCGUUGAUAAGCCGACUGCGAAUGCUAAGCGCAACCGUCGUGUCGGUGGCGUUGUGUGUCUGCUGAUCGGUGCUAUUGUCGGUGGAUGGCUGAGUCGUAGCAGUGGUGGUAUGCAGUCUGCGCUGUGGAUGGCUGCUGGUAUGAAGUUCGUUGCUGCGAUUGCGUGGUUAUUCUGGAAGGCUGCGCCGGCGAAAUAG